AUGGGCCCGCAGCGAGGGGCUGUGAAGGUGAUGGUGGUGGGGCUGCUCCGGAACCGCCCUUUCCAUGUGGCCAAAUGUGCAGCAGAGGCUCUGAAGCUGAAGUUUCCAAGCAAGUUUGCAGACCCUGUAAUACAGCCUUUAGUAGAAUUUGCAUGGCAUGAAUAUUUGGAGGAGAAAAAGAAGGAACUGAGAGGUGAGGUGUGGGCAUACAGCUCCUCAGUGAUGUGCUUCCUUGAUGGCCAGCUGCUGGGGGAUGAGAAGAAGAUGCUCAAGUGGGCUCACCAUGAGUGGGGCUAUCGUGACUUCAAGCCCAAGGCACUUUACCGAGCGAUCGCUGAGGAUUUCUACACCAAAUAUCUGAAAAGCAGCCAGCACGUGUUUGUGUACCUUGACAUAGCCAUUGAGGAACAGCCCGUCGGCAGGUUGCUCUUUGAGCUCUUUUCAAACAUGUGUCCCAGGACCUGUGAGAAUUUCCGUGCUCUGUGCUGCGGAGAAGCAAAGUCCCUCAUUGAUGGCCGAGAGCUCACCUACAAAGACUCUCUUUUUCAUCGUAUUGUGAAAAAUGGGUGGAUCCAAGGAGGAGACAUCGUAAGUGGAAAGGGAGACCAAGGAGAGUCAAUUUAUGGCCUCACCUUUGAAGACGAAAACUUCUCCAUCCAUCACAAGGGAAGAGGGGUCCUUGGGAUGGCCAACAAGGGCCGCCACAGCAAUGCCUCGCAGUUCUACAUCACCCUCCAGCCAUCUCCCUACCUGGACAAAAAAUAUGUGGCUUUUGGGCAACUGAUUGAGGGCACAGACGUCCUCCAGAGACUGGAAGCCGUACCUACCGAUAACGAAAGGCCUACAGUACCCUGCAAGAUUAUUAACUGUGGGACCUUCGAGCCAUGA
Messenger RNA from Calypte anna (Anna's hummingbird), 888 nucleotides. It is a transcript of the gene PPIL6, whose product is annotated as peptidylprolyl isomerase like 6. Gene Ontology annotation, biological process: protein peptidyl-prolyl isomerization. Bases 1 to 888 code for a protein of 295 amino acids. The transcript has 8 exons. The record is from RefSeq and is a predicted model, not a curated record. Lineage: Eukaryota; Metazoa; Chordata; Aves; Apodiformes; Trochilidae. Gene Ontology annotation, molecular function: peptidyl-prolyl cis-trans isomerase activity.